AUGGCAUCCGACCCUUUAGUGACCCACAUCUACACGGCGGAUCCAUCGGCGCAUGUGUUUGAGGGCAAGAUAUACGUCUAUCCAUCUCAUGACCGAGAAACAGACAUCCAAUUCAACGACAAUGGCGACCAAUACGACAUGGCCGACUACCAUGUCCUGUCCCUGAGCGAGUUCAACGGGCCCGUGACGGACCACGGCGUGGUGCUCAAGGCCGACGACGUGCCGUGGGUCUCCAAACAGCUCUGGGCGCCCGACGCCGCGACCAAGAACGGGAGGUACUACCUGUACUUCCCGGCGCGCGACAAGGAGGGCAUCUUCCGCAUCGGGGUCGCCGAGUCCGACAGGCCCAGCGGGCCCUUCAAGCCCGACCCCAGCCCGAUCCCGGGGAGCUACAGCAUCGACCCGGCCAGCUUCGUCGACGAUGACGACGACGGCGGCCGGGUGUACCUCUACUUCGGCGGCAUCUGGGGCGGGCAGCUGCAGUGCUGGAAGGACAACGACACCUUCGACCCUUCCAUGUCCGGCCCGCAAGAACCCAAGGGCUCUGACGUCCCCGCGCUCUCGUGCCGCGUCGCCAGGCUGUCCGACGACAUGCACGGGUUCGCCGAGCCGGUGCGACAGGUGCAGGUCGUCGACGAGAACGGCGCGCCCCUGGUCGCCGACGACCACGACCGCCGCUUCUUCGAGGCCCCCUGGAUGCACAAGUACAAGGGGAAGUACUACUUCAGCUACUCGACCGGCGACACGCAUUACCUCGUCUACGCCAUCGGGGACAACCCCUACGGCCCGUUCACGUACGCCGGACGCAUUCUGGAGCCCGUCGUCGGCUGGACCACCCACCACAGCAUCGUCGAGUACAAGGGCAGAUGGUACCUUUUCUACCACGACUGCGAGCUGAGUAACGGCGUCGAUCACCUGAGGUCCGUGAGGAUGAGGGAGAUUGUCUAUGAUGAUCAGGGAAGGAUUUCGUUGGCUCAGAAACAGUGA
This is a messenger RNA of Exophiala spinifera, 987 nucleotides long. RefSeq lists its product as uncharacterized. The coding region runs from base 1 to 987 and encodes 328 amino acids. Gene Ontology annotation, biological process: carbohydrate metabolic process. The transcript has 2 exons. Gene Ontology annotation, molecular function: hydrolase activity, hydrolyzing O-glycosyl compounds. The record is from RefSeq and is a predicted model, not a curated record. NCBI's taxonomy places the organism in Eukaryota, Fungi, Ascomycota, Eurotiomycetes, Chaetothyriales, Herpotrichiellaceae.